CUGUCAAACUAACGUCAGUGUAAAGAGCAUAGCAGUAAAAAAGUAAGAAUGCAACUGCAAUGGCAAACGUGAAUUAAGAUAUUUAUAUCUGAAAUAACGCUAGUUAAUUGUGUAAUAUACAUAUAGAGUAACAGUGUUGAAAAUUAAAAAUAUAUAUAUUAAGAAAGAAAGUACUUUUGUCUCAAAUUAGGUCGGCAUAGCCUCGUAAACAUAAAUUAUCAAACGCUUUUAUUCCCGGCUUAUUUAUUGAUUUUAAUAAAUCUCUGCGCAAGUGCCCCUGGCUAAUCUGAUUGCAAUAAAAAUAUUCAAAAAGAAAAACUGCAGUUUUGCCCAUUACGAGGACUAUAUAUACAAAGGAACAUAAAGUGGUGAAAUUCAUUCACCUUCAAGUUUACUCAUUGCAAUAUUGUACUUAAAUCCGCUAUUACGCUAACGUGCCCAAAGCUAUGAUUCUACAGAUGCCGACCGCUAGUUUCGGCGUAAAUAUGAAUUCAGUGAAAGAUGACUGUGCAAUCAAAAAUGUUUGGAACCACAAUCUCCAUCAGGAAUUUCAUGUUAUACGAAAGAUUGUGCAAAAGUAUCACUGGGUGGCAAUGGACACAGAGUUUCCAGGAGUGGUGGCACGGCCUAUUGGUGAAUUCAGAUCCACAGCAGAUUACCAGUACCAACUACUCAGGUGUAAUGUAGAUCUGCUGCGGAUAAUUCAGCUAGGGCUGACAUUCAUGGAUGAGAAUGGAAAGACGCCUCCAGGCUGCACCACAUGGCAGUUCAACUUCAAGUUCAAUUUGCAGGAGGAUAUGUAUGCGCAGGACUCCAUUGAUUUACUGCAGAAUUCUGGGCUUCAGUUUAGAGAGCACGAGGAGCAUGGCAUUGAACCAUUAGAGUUUGCAGAACUGCUCAUGUCUUCAGGCAUAGUAUUAAUGGAUAACAUUAACUGGUUGAGCUUUCACUCCGGCUAUGAUUUUGGAUACCUACUAAAGCUGCUGACAGAUCAAAAUUUGCCUCAGGACGAGAAUGAUUUCUUUGAAAGUCUACGGUUGUAUUUUCCAACUGUUUAUGAUGUAAAAUACUUAAUGAAAUUAUGCAAGAACCUGAAAGGGGGACUACAAGAGGUAGCAGAUCAGCUGGAGCUCCGGCGCGUGGGGCCGCAGCACCAGGCCGGCUCCGACUCGCACCUUACCGGGAUGGCGUUCUUCAAGAUCAAAGAGAUAUUCUUCGACGGCAACAUCGAGAGCACGAGCGGGCACCUGUACGGGCUGGGCGCGCCGGCGGGCGCCGCCGACGACGCCGGCUCCACGCCCUGAACUCUACCGCAAUCUUAUACUUAUCGUCAUCAUGUCUAAUAUCCUAUUUAGUCGACUAAAUUAAUAAUUGAAUGAAUAUAUGCCUUAGACCACAGAGAAAUAAGUGAGGACACUGAUCGCUCCAUACAUGGCUACUCUUACUAACCGUUUAUAGUAUCCGGGAGAUAUGAUAUUAAUAAAAUUGAAGCUCGUUUAAAACAGCUCAUAUUUUAUAAUCAAUAAGUUUUAAGAAAGCUCACUUGAAACUGAUUAUUUUUAAUUUAAUGGGUUUUUUUUAGCCAUGAAUGGAGUGAGCACUCGAUGCUUACUUAUUAUAUAUUCUCUAUGCUUAGGCUUAACUCAGUCCGACUCAGAUAUCCACAAAUAUGAAGCCUAUGCAACGCGUAAAGCCACAUUAAUUUAAUACGAUGUGCAGUCUCAUUAAUUACAAUUCAAGUAAUUCAUACAUUUCACCGACCGAGUAUUCGCGUCGCACUGAAGUGAGCCUAAUUCCACUUGAAACUGAAAUAAUUUUAAGCGCUAGCUCCAAGCAAAUAUCAUGGUUUUUGAGAUGCCACUACAAUGCAUAUACUCAGAUUUUUGAUUAGUUGAGGUAAGCUGUCGUUUAUUUACUAGUCGUUGGUUUUCAAAUGUCACUCCUGUAAUGCACUCAGAAGAUUGUUUAUUAAUUAUUUAUUAUUAAGCCUUAUUUAUUAAGACUGCACCGACCGUCCAGUGGCGUCCUCAUUAGGGGGAUUGUGUUUUCUAAUAAACCAAUCCGUUUAUGGUAUAAUCCAGUAUAAUAAUGUUAUUAGUCCUACUGAUUCCCCAACUUUUGGUCUUUGUCACAUAGUUUUAUGUUACUAAUUUUUAGCUUCAUCGUGCAUCGCCUAAACGGUAAAUGGUGGUCACUUUUUCCGUUCAGGUGAUGAAGUCAAAGUAAUAUAAAAUUAUAUAAAAUAGACCAAAAGUUGGGGAAUCAGUAGGACUACAACAUUAAUAUACCUACUGGAUUAUACAGAAAUGGAUUGGUUUAUUAGAAAACACAGUACCCCUAAUGAGGGCGCAACUGGACGGACGACGCCCUCUUAAUCAUUAUCCUCCUGUUUUGCCCUUAGAUGGGUAAAAAGAGACUUUCGCUUGCAUUAUGCCGCGUACAUACCAAGCCAACGAACGCGAACGAAGGGCCUUCGCUAGCCUUGGUUGGUUGUGCGGUAAACCGCUCGUUAGCGUUCGGUUGAGUUCUCCGACGAUCCUGAACAUGGCGGCAACAUCGAAGGGAUCGGAAUCAUUCGGCCGAAUUCAGUGUGGACGGUUCACUAAGGCCAACAAACGAACUCUCCGUUUUAUAAACAGAAUUGAUUAAUACAUUCAUUUUUAUUAAAAUGUGUGAUUGUCCACCAGCUAUGCUUUCGUUUAAUUUUUCUUUUUUCGUUAUGGUAUAUAAAUGAAAUUAGCAUUAAUAUUUUUUUCAUCAUUCCCCUUCGUUCGCGAUAUCGGGUCACUUGGAAGGAUUUAUUCUAAACAUUCAAAAACGCAAUUUUGAAGUGCUGGAAUUCAAGGGGUUAAAAACGCCCCCUAGCAGAAGUCCAUGGACUUCAGCUUGUUGUAUAAGUUUAGAACCAAUAAUUAUUCAAAUUGACAUUCUCCAAUUUAUUAAUUUUCUACAACUAAUAAAAUCUGAGUUUAAUUUAUAAUCAUCAACCAAAUGUAUUAUUAUUGAACUUGUUAUUGAUUAAUAAUAAAACAAAUGAAACGGA
Molecule: messenger RNA, 3043 nt
Organism: Cydia pomonella (codling moth)
Lineage: Eukaryota; Metazoa; Arthropoda; Insecta; Lepidoptera; Tortricidae
Product: CCR4-NOT transcription complex subunit 7-like
Exons: 7
Coding region: 447-1304 (285 amino acids)
Cellular component (GO): CCR4-NOT core complex; CCR4-NOT complex; P-body
Molecular function (GO): poly(A)-specific ribonuclease activity; nucleic acid binding
Source: RefSeq, a predicted model, not a curated record